This is a messenger RNA of Nanorana parkeri, 2325 nucleotides long. Its product is annotated as rho GTPase-activating protein 11A-like. The record is from RefSeq and is a predicted model, not a curated record. NCBI's taxonomy places the organism in Eukaryota, Metazoa, Chordata, Amphibia, Anura, Dicroglossidae. Gene Ontology annotation, biological process: signal transduction. The transcript has 14 exons. The coding region runs from base 1 to 2325 and encodes 774 amino acids.
AUGAGAGCCACGGGUCCUUCAGUUGUCAUAAUCCAGCAUUUAAAAUCCUUGGGGAUUAAACUACGGAUGCCAAAGAAGACGAUCAGCCCUGAUGUCCAGAGGAAAUCAUCCAGUGGAGGGCUAUUUGGGGUUCCCCUUCAGUCACUCCCACCCAGCGCAGGGGGGGAGGUUCCACAGCUCGUGGUUGACAUCUGCCAGUUCUUGAGCUACCAUCUCUCUGCUGAAGGCCUCUUCCGGAAGUCUGGGUCAGUAAAUAGGAUCAAGACUCUCAAGGUGCAGCUCGAGUCUGGGGAGACCUCCCUGUCUUCUGCCCAUCCCAGCGAUGUAGCUGCUCUGCUGAAGCAGUUUUUCCGGGAGCUCCCACAGCCGCUUCUCACACCAGAGCUACAAGACCCCCUGUGCCAGAUUCAGCAGACUCUAUGUGAAGAGGAGAGGGGUUCUGCCACAACCCUGGUGACUUGUCUCCUCCCGCCUGCCCAUGGGGAGACCUUGAGGUACUUCUGUACCUUCCUACAAAAUGUGGCCUCCAGGUGUGAUGAGAACAGGAUGGACUCUGGGAAUCUGGCCGUAGUUUUAGCUCCGAGUCUGUUCUCUAGCAGCAACUUGGGAGAAAAGCUGACCCUUGCCACGGAGAAACAGCUGCAACUCCAGGCCUCUGCCAUUCAAAGCCUCAUCGAGCGAGCCCAGGAUAUAGGGCAGGUUCCUUCGUUUAUCUUGGAGAAAAUUUCUCUCCCCUGUGACGCGGGUGAGGAGGAUUCGGUCAGCCAGAACCCAGAGGGUCUUCGCAGGAGACGUCGGCGCAGUAUGAGCGGAAUUGUCAAUGACGCUUUAAACAAACUGAAGUCUGGCCUGGGUCCUUCCAGCCUUAAUACAGAUCGAGCGUCUGGUAAGAAAGAUUUCAAAGCCAAACGUAAAGCGUCGGAGGAUUCUGGUUGUGCAGAAUUUUGUACACCCAAGAAACGUAAGUCAUUACGGGAGACUACAGAUGAGCAUGUUGACGAUGAAGAUGUGAAAGAACCAUGUGCAUCCCGGUCUCCAUUGACAGGUAGUGGAGAGGUGUUUUCUGACUUUGCUGUGAGUCCUGGAGACUUUUUAGACCUCAAUUCAGAAUCCCCUGCUGUUCCAUCAACUCCUGAUUCCUCCUCUCGUGGACAGAAAGGCAGAAAUAAGCGGAGAAACAGCAAACGCGUAAAGAGGAUGCACUCUGGCCUGAUCUCUGUUUCUCCUGCUCAGCUGGACAGAAAGGAGAAGGUUCGUAAUUCACUGAGAAUCUUUAAUCGGGCGCGCACGACCAAACAGCCACAACCGAAUCCAGAAUGUAAAAGCCUGGAGCAGACUGGGUGGCAUUUGAUGAAGAAGAUGGUUGCAGAUGCUCUGGAUGGGCCUUUCUUCAAUGGAAAAGAUUUCAGAGUGGCUCUGAAAACUUCAAACAGUGUUGAUACCCCAGGUAACAGGGAUUCCUCUCUUCAAACUCAAUCAUCACCUCCCUCAUUGAUGUCCUCUCCUUCCUUAAAGUUGCUGGCCCUGGGCAGUGAGGAGGUGGAAGCGGCAAGGUCUAGUAAGAAGCGCAGGACAUUACGUCGUUCACUCAGCAUGCCCGAGAAGGUGGGUGAAUGUGUUCAAGGUGACGGAGAUCAAGAGCCAUUCCUUGAGACCAGUUUGACCCUUAACAAGGAAGGCAGAAGCCAAGAUGAUGGGCUCAAUUUCUCUGCAGAUAAUGCAUAUAUUCAGGCAUUUGAUGGUGACCCUUUGAAAUACUGCUUAAACACGGAUAAUUCUCAAGAUGUUCCCGAUCAGGUCUCUGUGGGUGAACAAAGUUCUCCCCAUCCCAUUCCACCCCUAAGAAGACCUAAUGGCAUUGGUCACACAUCCCAAUACCGAAGUGUAAGGAAAUUGGUCCUAAGCUUUCCUUGGGUGCCCAGCAUUUCAGAUUUGGAUCCCCAGCAAAAAGACUGGGAAAAGCUGGCCACUCACACUAUCAGACGUAAAGGGGCAAGACGAUUUGGACGCUCAUUGAGUCAGGAAUGUGGUCUGAGGUCAAAUGGAGACCAGAUUGGAUUUAAAAGAUCAGAAGACAACGUUGGUGAUGGCAACUCAAAAUUCCUAAGUGCACGGAACCGACAAGUCUUUGUUAGCCGUAAAAAUAUUACUCUGAGCCACUGGGGCCAGCAUAGCCUGGAGUUGGGGCACCAAGUAUCCUUUGAGGAUACCCCCAUAGAUACCGAGAGGCAGCUAUUGGACACACCUUUGAGUCUAGAAGAAUGCCCACUCACUUGUUGUAGACUGGAACCUAUAAGUGACACGGUGGAUUUAGAAGGUCAAUAA